Vespa velutina is the source of this 1494-nucleotide messenger RNA. RefSeq names its product GATOR complex protein NPRL2 (gene Nprl2). Gene Ontology annotation, biological process: negative regulation of TORC1 signaling; cellular response to amino acid starvation; positive regulation of autophagy. The transcript has 9 exons. The coding region runs from base 202 to 1389 and encodes 395 amino acids. NCBI's taxonomy places the organism in Eukaryota, Metazoa, Arthropoda, Insecta, Hymenoptera, Vespidae. The record is from RefSeq and is a predicted model, not a curated record. Gene Ontology annotation, cellular component: vacuolar membrane; GATOR1 complex. Gene Ontology annotation, molecular function: GTPase activator activity.
GCUAUUGUCACUAUCGUCGCUCUCGUCGCUAUCGUAUAUAUACCCUCCAUGGCGAUAACGUUUUUCGUUAGAUUUAAAUUCGCUAUUAUUAUAUUUUUUUUUUUACGAAUUGAAUAGAUUCUGUGUAAUCGCAGGUAAAUAAAAUUUCAGAAAACAACCUUUCAAUAUUUUGAAAUUCAACUGUAUCAUUCUUUGAAAAAAAUGAUAUCACUUUUGGAAACUGCAAAGGACAAAAUUCAGGAAGGACCAAUACGAUGUAUAUUCUUUUCCGAAUUUCAUCAUAUAGCUGGCCCAAAGAUCACUUGUCAGGUACCUGAUAAUUUUGUAUCGAAAGAUAUAUUUGAUAACGUCAAUGUUUAUAUUAUACCAAAGGCACAAUUACAAAGAAGUACAAUUACUGUAACAUUGAAAGACUAUAAAAUCUUAGGAUUUCCCGUGAAAAUAGAUGAUAAAAAAUAUGCAAGAAAUGCUUUUUAUUUUAAUUUAUGUUUUGUGUGUGAUUCAGAAGCUCGCACAGUUCAUUAUGAGCCAGUAGUUAAGAAGAUGUCUGAUUUCUUGAUGGCUUUAGAAAUUGAGAAUUGUUUCUUAUCUGCUUCCGAUGAUAAAACUAGAUUGGCUGAAAUGUUGGGACAUGUUAUGCAAGAAUUAAAUUUGCAUAAAAUGUGCACACUAACGGAGGGAACAAUGACAUCACAUUUGAAAGUAGUAAAACUAGCACCAGAACCUAAGCCAGUUCUUGAUCAUCAAGUACCAAUAUUCUUAGAAGGUAAGGAAGCAUUUCACAGUGAUCAAUGGGAUUUAACAACUCAGCAAGUAUUACCAUAUAUAGAUGGCUUUAACCAUGUUGCUCGCAUAGCAGCAGAAGCAGAUGUUGAAAACAAUUUAGUUAAAAGCUGUGUACAAAAUUUAGCGUAUUAUAGCAUUGUAACUUUAAUUCCAAUAUUUCAAUAUAGUAAUGUCUAUGCAGCAACGCCAAAGCUAAAACAAUUAGCAGAAGAUAUCAAAUUACAAGAAAGAUGUAUUACAUAUGCAUCUAAAUCCCCAAGACAACCAGCAUAUCUCAGAGAUAUAUAUCGUAUGUAUGCAAGCAUGACUCAUAGCUGUAGUAUGAGGGACUUGUGUCAACGUUUAAAUCCACAAAAUUUAAGAAUUAAUGAAAGAAGAUUGGUUCAAUUUGGUUUGAUUGAAGGUCUUAUUCGAAGGGUCUAUAAGUACCCCAUACUUUUGCCAGGUAUACCGUAUAAUGAAGAAACACGGAAUAAUCCUAUUUAUAAGUAUUUUACGGGAACAUAUAAUUUGGAUGAAAUUUGUUGUAAUACAGGUCAGAGUGUGGCACAAAUAGAAGAAAUCGUUGAACGUGAUCCAAAUAUUGUUAUGUUAUGGAAGUAAUUUAGUUGUACAAAUUAUAUGAGUAUAUUUAUAUAUAUACAGUAUUAAGAUUUUGUAUAAUAUAAAUGUGUAUAGAUAAUGAAACAAAAAAUCUUUUUAUUAUAA